Molecule: messenger RNA, 1957 nt
Organism: Pararge aegeria (speckled wood butterfly)
Lineage: Eukaryota; Metazoa; Arthropoda; Insecta; Lepidoptera; Nymphalidae
Gene: Tdc2
Product: aromatic-L-amino-acid decarboxylase
Exons: 10
Coding region: 77-1957 (626 amino acids)
Biological process (GO): amino acid metabolic process
Molecular function (GO): pyridoxal phosphate binding; carboxy-lyase activity
Source: RefSeq, a predicted model, not a curated record
AGCUGGCCUCUUACUCCAACUUUCAUUUGUACAGCGUCGCUCCUACAACUAACACCGCUAAGUGUAAACCAGGACGAUGGACGUCGAAGAGUUUCGUGUACGGGGUAAAGAAAUGGUGGAUUAUAUUUGUACGUACAUGAAUACUUUGAAGACUCGGCGUGUGACUCCGUCUGUAGAGCCAGGAUACCUACGCACUGCUCUACCAGCUGAAGCUCCGGUACACCCCGAACCCUGGGAUGACGUUAUGAGCGACGUGGAAAACAAGAUCAUGCCCGGUGUAACACAUUGGCAGCAUCCAAGGUUCCACGCAUAUUUUCCAGCGGGGAAUGGAUACCCUUCUAUUCUUGGAGAUAUGCUUUCAGCGGGCAUCGGGUGCAUCGGGUUUUCCUGGGCAGCAAGUCCAGCCUGCACAGAAUUGGAAAUAAUUAUGUUGGAUUGGAUGGGAAAAGCCAUAGGUCUACCACCUGCAUUUUUAGCACUUGAAGAAGGCAGUAAAGGCGGUGGUGUCAUUCAGGGAUCGGCGAGCGAGUGUGUCCUCGUAUCGAUGUUAGCGGCAAGGGCCGCCGGUAUCAAACGAUUGAAGCAUCAAUUCCCCACCGUCGAUGAGGGUCUGUUGCUCUCCAAGCUAAUCGCAUAUUGUUCAAAAGAGGCUCACUCUGGCGUCGAAAAGGCUGCUAUGAUCAGCUUCGUUAAACUCCGCAUCUUACAACCAGAUGAAAAUGGAUGCUUAAGAGGCCAAACUCUCAAAGAAGCCAUGGAAGAAGAUGAAGAAGCUGGACUGGUGCCGUUCUUUGUAUCAACUACAUUGGGUACAACAUCGUGCUGUUCUUUUGACAAUUUGCCCGAGAUAGGCCCCAUUGCGAGAAAGUUUCCAUGCGUGUGGUUACAUGUGGACGCAGCAUACGCCGGCAACGCAUUUCUCUGUCCCGAACAUAAAUGCCAUCUAGCUGGGAUUGAAUAUGCAGACUCCUUCAAUACUAAUCCGAAUAAACUGAUGCUUACGGCGUUUGACUGUUCCCUGCUGUGGGUAACCAAUCGAUAUCUACUUACUUCUGCUCUGGUUGUGGAUCCUCUGUACUUACAGCACUGUUAUGAUCACACUGCUAUUGACUACCGCCACUGGGGAAUACCGCUCAGCCGCCGCUUUCGCUCUCUCAAGCUGUGGUUUAUGCUGAGGAGUUACGGUAUCAGUGGCUUGCAGAAGUAUGUGAGAAGACACUGCGAACUGGCUAAAUAUUUCGAAAAGCUCGUCAAAAAGGACGAGAGAUUUGAAGUUUGCAAUCAAGUGAAGUUGGGAUUAGUGUGCUUUCGUCUUAUCGGAGGUCCUGAGGAAACACCCCAGCAGGUCGAUGACCUGAACAAGAAAUUGCUGACAAACAUAAAUGCUUCUGGUAAACUUCACAUGGUCCCAGCCUCAGUGCGUGACCAAUUUGUGAUCCGUUUCUGCGUUGUAAGCCAACAAGCUACCCGGGAAGAUAUUGAAAUUGCUUGGGACAUCAUAAUAGACUUCGCAACGGAAUUAAUCGAAGGCCCAGACAAGGAAAGGGACUUAAACGAGGAGCGUGCUCGCAAGCACCGCGCAGCUUUGGCACACAAGCGUUCCUUCUUCGUGCGCAUGGUGAGCGACCCGAAGAUCUACAACCCCGCUAUCAACAAGACCCCGCCGCCCGUACCCACCAGCCCGGGCACGCCACCGCAGCCCGCACCCGCCACACCAGACACACCUUCCGACACCGACUCGAUUCAACUUGUUCCUUCAACUCCGAAACAAUCAUCUUGGAUCAGCUGGCCGCUUGCUUUCUUCUUCCAAAGCGUUGAUAACGAAGCUAAUGAUUUGCCACUCAGGUUCCGUCACCUGGAUACGAUGGUGCGGCUGAAGAGCCCCAACCACGGACGGCGCGGCUCUACCCCCGGAGCGUCUCCCGAACGCCGCGCCACAUCCCCCGCCCCGCGUUGA